Eurytemora carolleeae is the source of this 1987-nucleotide messenger RNA. RefSeq lists its product as uncharacterized. The record is from RefSeq and is a predicted model, not a curated record. The transcript has 5 exons. NCBI's taxonomy places the organism in Eukaryota, Metazoa, Arthropoda, Copepoda, Calanoida, Temoridae. Bases 1 to 1887 code for a protein of 628 amino acids.
AUGGACUAUUUUGUUAGUUGGGAGGAUAUUUUAUACACAAAACAGUGUGUCACAGAUAGUGUUCUCAAGGGGUUACCUAUCAUUCCUUUUGGAGCACCUGGGGCACCUGGAGCACCUGGAGCUCAUGGACCACAUGAAGUAGAUGAGGUUUCUGUAGUACCCGGAGGACCCGGAGAAGAUGAUAUUUCUUUAAUUCCUCGAGUAGAUGGAGAAGUUGGAGAAUAUGAAGAAUCAGGAGAACUCAAUCCAGGAACUAAAUUAGAAGACCAGAGGAUUAAAAUAGAAGUUGAAGAAUUAACACCAGCGUUACGUAGAGACAGUUCUUCCUUAUCCUCAUCUCUUAAGUCUCAACACCUCUACACCCCCUCACCUACGUUAGGUCGACCUCAUACACUCAUACCAUCCUCACCCUUACUAGUCAUAGAUUCACAGACAGAACCUUUUACUCCUCGAGCUCCAGGUUUUAACAUUUAUCAAUCUUAUCCAAAUAAAAUCCCAGGAAUAAAUAAAUACGAAUCAAAUCUGGAAUCAAACAAUUAUACUUCUCAAUCAUUUCCUGAAGAUCUAGGUUUGAACCUGCAAUAUGAAUACUGUUUGAUGGAGCGGAAACAGGACAAUACUAAACCCAAACCAGACUUGAUAGAAAAUAAACAAUUUAAAUCUGAAAGUAGCGAUCAAGAUUACACACUUCAAGAUCAAGUAAAACUAGCCAAAGAUCAAGAUUACAUACUUCAAGAUCAAGUAAAACUAGCGAAAGAUCAGCAGUACAUACUUCAAGAUCAAGUAAAACUAGCCAAAGAUCAAGAGUACACACUUCAAGAUCAAGUAAAACUAGCGAAAGAUCAAGAGUACACACUUCAAGAUCAAGUAAAACUAGCGAAAGAUCAGCAGUACAUACUUCAAGAUCAAGUAAUACUAGCGAAAGAGUACAAAAUCAAAGAAGAUAAAACUGAAGAUGUAUACAAUAUGACCAAUAACGUUUCUAAAAUGGUUAUUGACGAAUACUAUGUUAUGGAUUCAAGUUUGCCUGAAGUUGAAGACUAUUGCAUAAUGGAAACAACAAAGAAAAAUGAAAUGAAAAAUAGAAAAAAUCCUGAUGAAUAUUGUCUAAUGGAGAAGAAAUCUCAAGGAAUGAAUGUAAUAAUACCUCAAUCUGACAAAACUAAGCCCACAGAUGAAAAUCAAGAGUAUUGUACAAUGUUUCCUAAACCCGUCCCGACCAAACCAAACCAUUUAAAUCUCUCAGGACGCCAAACCAAAUCAUCAAAAUUAGGCCUGACUUUAUUCACCGGUACCUCGGUCCAGCAAGGUUCCAGUUUUCAAUCCAACCUGUCUCCGAAAUCUCCACAACCCUGUAAGCUUGACAGAGGUACAGGAGAUGAGGCAGGGUUGCAGUUUGAGUAUUCACGUUCCGGUUCCCCUUCAAGAUCCUACCUGGAGAACAGACGGGUCUCAUUCAGCCCGGACUCAGAACCUAAAUCAAAGAGCAGAGUUGAUCUCCAGGAUAAUGCUGAACAAGUUGAAUAUAAUGAAAACUAUUCUACAUCAAGAUCCAGGAGAUCAAACUCAGGAACAGAAGAACCAGAGACAGCAUACAAGAAGCUUUCAUACUUACAGAGGUCAGAUUCAUACUUACAGAGGAUCACCCAGGAGAAUUUAGUCGCCAAGAAGUUUAAAAAAGCAAACAAGCAUAGAGCCGAUUAUAACCUACUUGAUUUCUCUACUGUUAGAAAAGAAAAACGUCAUGUUUCUGAGAGCUAUUCAGUUGAAAGUAAUGAUUCGAAGGGAAUAUGCUCUGAGAGCAACUGCUCCCAGAGUGGAAGUGAGAAAACCAACAAUGUGAACAUCAAAACAAAAUCAGCCAAAAAGCCGUUUUUUAGUUUCUAAUUUUAAUGGGAGACUGCUCUUUUUAGGAUAUUCUAGCAAAAUUAUGAUUUUUAAUAAUUUUAUGAAUUCACUCCAAAAAAUAGUUUUUGCCAAUUAUUCA